This is a messenger RNA of Maylandia zebra (zebra mbuna), 3567 nucleotides long. Lineage: Eukaryota; Metazoa; Chordata; Actinopteri; Cichliformes; Cichlidae. The record is from RefSeq and is a predicted model, not a curated record.
AGCUGCUCUCGUGCAGUGUGUCACACUUAAAAGCUGAGCUUACCUCAAGCCUAGGUUUGCAUUUUGUAACAACUGGAAAACAUUUAAAUUAGGUGUUUCUUUUUUUCUACCAUUAUCCGUGAUCCAGUUUUUACCUGGCUGUUUUAUUUGCACCAUUUAGCCCUCUGAAGGUGCCUGAAGACCUUGAGAUGUCUCCUGAAGACCAUGGGGCAGGAUUGAGCUGGGAGAUCAUUGAUUCAGGCCAGGACAGCCGGACUGGGGUUGGACCUCAGCUUACUGACUCCCUCAGACUCUUCCUGCAAGAGACAUCAGCUUUCAAAAAGCAAAACCCAGGCAAGUUUUGCCUGCUGGUUUGCAGUGUGUGCACUUUCUUUGCUGUCUUAGGACGCUACAUUCCAGGGAUCGUUAUCUCGUAUAUUCUAGUGUUGGGUGUCUUUCUGUGGCCUCUGAUUUCAUCUCAUGACAUCAGCUCGUGGCUGGAGCCAGUUCUGCAGAAGCUGGACUUUGGCAUCGGCGAGUUUUUUCAGAAAAUCAAAGAGAACCACGAAAAGCGACUCCUGCAGGCUCAGAAUGAGAAAGAAGGCAUUGAGUCAGACCUCUCCUCUAUGUUUCCAAAGCUCGACUCCACAGUGUGUAAAGAGAUGUCUGUCUCGGACACAGAGGUGUCAGAUGUCACAUGGACAGACAAUGGUACUUUCAACCUGUCAGAGGGACACACACCACAGACUGAGAACUCAGAGGACUUUGACAGAGAAGAACCGUUCAUUGGUGGCCUACCUGAAUUCCCUUCACUUGAUAAUGGCAUGACCACCAAUGGCGACGACGACGACGACCUCAGCCUCGGCCUUGCUUCACCUCCAACUCGGCUCCAGGAUCCAAUCAAAUCCAAGCACGAACCUCAAGACCAGUCCACCAAUGCCCUCGAUUUGGUCAACCAGAUGGCAGGUGAAGUUAUCACCGCUGCAGUCACAGCUGCCAUCCAGGAGAGAAUAGAAGCAGCAGUCAGCUUCAUGACGCCAACUGAAGACCCCAAGCGGGCGGGACUCACAGAAUCGAGCAGGCUGCUGGAGCUGACCGAGGAGUCGGACAGCGAGGUGGAGGACUUUGAGCUGCUGGACCAGUCAGAGUUGGAGCAAUUGGAGGGGGAGCUUGGCCUCGGAGAGAAGGCCAAAGCCAAAGAAGAGGUGCAGACCGACAGUCCCGCCUCUUCUGGCUUCUUGUCCAAACUCCUUAAACGCCACUGACGGAUGAAAAGUUUGAAAGCAGAUGGUGAGGUGUGGUUUCCAGAGGACAUGUGGAGGGGAGGCAACUUUAUAGAGCUGUGAGAACACAGAGUUUCAAUUUAGCUUCUUCCUGUUAAGCAAACAUCUACAGAACUGAUCAGAUAGUGCUGUCUUUUUUUUUAAUCGAACCAGAGUAGCCCAAAGCUGAGACCACACCAUAUACCCUAAUAAUGGCUGACCAAACUGAGGCCUCUAAGAUGAUUUCAGUAACUAAUGAAAGAUCCAGGCUCAUCUGAAAACAGGCGUAUGGAUUUUUUAAAUUUAUACUUUUAUUAUUUGCUAUCAGUCAGGUGGAGGCUGGUCACUCACGUUUAUAAGGCUUUAUAUGACUUUCAAAUUAACACUGAAUUGACUUAGGCGUAGUUUUUAGGUUACAGUGUCGCUAUGUGGCAAGUGUGCAAAACUAGUGUAGUACAAACUAAUACAGUACAAAUGCUGACUUCCCAUAAGACUCAAAUCUUGUGACAUACUACUCCACUACUACUCCUUGGGUUGGUCCUUCACAUAGAGCUGAGAGAAAUUAGACAUUUAAUUACGCCUAUGAGUCAAGUCACAGCAAGGAUUAAGUCGGCUUUAUUUAAAGAAGCAUGAAAUGCUACACAAAUAAAGGCUAAUCUACACUAUUGAGCCCUGCUCUAAAAACAGACAUAGAUGUAAAACUGUCUGUGAAGCAGGAUUUAAGAAACAAGUGCUUAAAGUUAAAGUUUUAAAAACAUGUUUGGCGCCAUCUUCUGUCAGUACAGAACAUGACGUUAUGUGGUUAGUUCGUUACUAAUAGACUUAUAUUAGUUUAUAUUAGCUAACUUGUGACAGAAUCGAUAGCUCAGAGGAAAAGUAAUGAUACUAAAACUAAAAAUCAUUCUAACGAGAUCACUUCUUUGCUGCCCCUGACUGCAACAAUGAGUUUUAUGUUAACAAACUGAGGAUAUACUGUCCACUUUCACUGUGUGUCUCUUUUGCAGGAAGUGGCUGGCUGCUGUUUGGCUAGCUGCACCAAACAGGAAAAUGAAUCUGUUAGUCGUAAUGUUUGGAUUUGUAAAGCACUUUGUAAAUGAGGACUGUGUGGAGCAGAGCCUGUUCCUCACCAGGUCGGGUGUACUGAGCCAUGACAUCAGCUUGCAAAGCAGAUAUUGGCAAGAUGCCAUCAGCACUAUUUUAUGCAACACAAAAAAUUUCUCUCUUUAACGAAACACAACCAGUUUACUACAUAACAGGUUACUACAUGAGUAUCAGACCAAAAACAUAACAGGUAUUUAUUUUUUUUUACCAAAGGGUAUUAGAAACCCUAACACUCAUCAGCAUGUCCACAGGAAAAAUGGGCCAUUAUGUUGUAAAGUGUCUGGAUGUGCUCAAGAAGAGAAAGAUUAUCUUAUGACAUAAAAAGUGCUGAAUGCAUCAGCUGAUUGCGCUGCUCAGUAAACUUGGCCAGAGGAGGAAAAACCAGUUUAUGUCAGCCCGGUGAAAGCACCUGUCACCUGUCUCAAACAGGCUCUCCUCCACACAGUCCUCAUUUAGAAAGUGCUUUACAAACUCGAACAUUAACAGGUGGAUUUUCCUGUCUGAGUGCAGCUAGCCAAACAGCGACCAGCCACGUCCUGCUAAAGAGACAUACAGUGAAAGUGGACAGUAUAUUCUUGGUUUUAACAUGAAGCUCAUUGUUGUAGUCAGAGGCAGCAUAGAAGUGAUCCUCUUAGAUUGAUUUUUAGUUUUAGUAUCAUUACUUUUCCUCUGAGUUAUCGAUUCUGUCCCUAGUUAGCUAACAUAAACUAAUUUAAGUCUAUUGGCCGCAAUCAACCAACCGAUCACAUGACGUCACGUUCUGCACUGACAGAAGAUGGAGCUAAACAUGUUUUUAAAACUAUAACUUCCAGCAAAAUUCAAGGAUAAUUUUACAUCUAUGUCUGUUUUUGAGAACAAGGCUCAAUAGUAUAAAUUAGCCUUUUCGUGUGUAGCAUUUCAGGUUCCCUUUAAACACAAAGAUAUUGUGUGGUGUGGUCCCAGCAUGACAGGCAGGUGACUGGUUGAUGACAAAUCUCCUGCUCUUGAUUUUUCAUCAGUUGUGGCUUUUUAAAACAGCUGAAUGGUAUAUGAGGUCAAAAUUUAGGAUUGAUGAGCAUCAUAUAAACACUUAAUAUUUCAUUCAUCACCUGCUGUUAUUUAGUUCUAAGCAAAUAACGAUAUUUUUGUGUUUAUUUAUGUAUUUGUGAAAUUCUUUUAUGCCUGUAAAUCAUUUUGUAUUGUUGCAUAACAAAUAAAGGAGUGAUUAUUCACAAAAUACAACAAA